Molecule: messenger RNA, 486 nt
Organism: Helianthus annuus (common sunflower)
Lineage: Eukaryota; Viridiplantae; Streptophyta; Magnoliopsida; Asterales; Asteraceae
Product: serine/threonine-protein phosphatase PP1 isozyme 4-like
Exons: 4
Coding region: 1-486 (161 amino acids)
Cellular component (GO): nucleus; cytoplasm
Molecular function (GO): protein serine/threonine phosphatase activity
Source: RefSeq, a predicted model, not a curated record
AUGGAUUAUGUCACCAGAUUCCAUGAACACACAAAAGGAUUAUUGGAUUUUAAUAAUCUUAACUAUUCGCCGUUGGCUUGGCUGUCAAUAGUCCCAACUUCAAAAAUAACCGCCGGCAGUUCCAGUUUUGAUUCGGGCUCUAGCUUGCAACGGCCUACUGCUAUUCCCGAUACGGGCCUACUUUGUGAUCUGUUAUGGUCCGAUCCGAGCAAAGAUGUGAAAGGAUGGGGAAUAAAUGAUCGAGGUGUUUCUUACAGUUUUGGUGCUGAUAAGGUUUCCGAGUUUCUAACCAAACAUGAUUUGGAUCUCGUGUGUCGUGCUCACCAGGUUGUGGAAGAUGGUUAUGAAUUCUUUGCUGACAGGCAGCUAGUAACUAUAUUCUCGGCUCCAAAUUACUGUGGUGAAUUUGAUAAUGCUGGCGCAAUGACGAGUGUCGACGAGAAUCUGCUGUGUUCGUUCCAAAUUCUGAAGAAGAUGCCCGGAUAG